AAAUGGGAAAGAGGUCUGACCUCUUUUUUUUUUCUUUCUUUGAACCAAAUCCAUCCUAUGUUGUUUUGUUGAAUGAGUUCUUGAUUGUAUAAAACAAUACAACAGUGGCAGUUGCCUUGUAAAUUCCUCUUAUGAACCCCAUUACCUUCCCUUUCCUUCCCAUAAAUCCCACCUUCCUUUCUCCUUUCAUUUCUUGUCUUGAAUUCCUUGUAAAUUUUCUCUCUUGAUCUAUAUUUCUUGGAAAGGCAACAACUUAUUUGCAAAUCAAAAUUUUCUUUCUUGAAUCAAGCAUCACCCUUUAUUUGUUGGAUCAAAUUCUGUUGAGAAUUGGGUUUUCUACUUUGAGAUUUCAUCAUUUGUAGCUUAAGUUUGGAUCUUUCAAGCUAAUUUCCAAUACCCUCUUUUGUUUUGGUCUAAAAAUCAGAUUUUGAUUGACCUAAUAAUCCAAUUCCAUUUUUUUUUCUUGACAAGUGCCCUGCAAAAGGCCAGAAAAUUUCUCUUUAUUAUUUUGUUUUUCAUUCAUGGGUAAUUGUUGUGUAACACCAUCAGGAAACCCUGAGAAAACGAAGCACAAGAAGAAACAUAACCGAUAUGCCUUGGAUUAUGGGCUCCAUGAUGGAGGCCACAAGCUGAUUGUGUUAAAAGACCCCACAGGAAAAGAACUUGAGCAAAGAUAUGAACUUGGUACAGAACUAGGCAGGGGUGAAUUUGGAAUCACAUAUUUGUGUACCGAUAAGGAGACUGGUGAGAAUUUUGCUUGCAAAUGUAUCUCUAAAAAGAAGUUAAAGACAGAUAUUGAUAUAGAGGAUGUAAGGAGAGAAGUGGAGAUCAUGAAACGUAUGCCUCAGCAUCCUAAUCUUGUCACCUUAAAGGGUACUUAUGAGGAUGAUAAUGCAGUUCAUUUGGUGAUGGAGUUAUGUGAAGGAGGAGAGUUGUUUGACCGGAUUGUGGCUAGAGGACAUUACACUGAGAGGGCUGCCGCAGGUGUUACAAAGACCAUUGUGGAGGUUGUUCAGAUAUGCCACGAGCAUGGCGUGAUGCAUCGGGAUCUAAAACCUGAGAACUUUUUGUUUGGAAACAAGAAGGAGAAUGCCCCUUUGAAGGCAAUUGAUUUUGGAUUGUCAGUGUUUUUCAAACCUGGUGAAAGAUUUACGGAGAUAGUUGGAAGUCCAUACUACAUGGCUCCUGAAGUGCUCAAGAGGAAUUAUGGCCAAGAAGUAGAUGUCUGGAGUGCUGGUGUAAUACUUUACAUCUUACUUUGUGGUGUUCCACCCUUCUGGGCAGAAACUGAACAGGGAGUUGCACAAGCAAUUAUUAGGUCAGUUGUUGACUUUAAGAGGGAUCCUUGGCCCAAAGUUUCUGAUAAUGCCAAAGACCUAGUGAGAAAGAUGCUUGAUCCUGACCCGAAGUGCCGGCUUACAGCACAACAAGUGCUAGAUCACCCUUGGUUGCAAAAUGCAAAGAAGGCUCCUAAUGUUUCUUUAGGUGAAACAGUACGAUCAAAGCUCAAGCAAUUCUCUAUUAUGAACAAACUCAAGAAAAGAGCUAUGAGGGUAAUAGCUGAGCAUUUGUCAGUGGAGGAAGCUGCUGGCAUAAAGGAGGGAUUCCAGCUGAUGGAUACUGGCAACAAAGGCAAGAUUAACAUUGAUGAGCUAAGAGUUGGAUUACAAAAACUUGGCCAACAGGUCCUUGAGAGUGACCUUCAAAUUUUAAUGGAAGUGGGUGACAUAGAUCGAGAUGGUUAUCUGGACUAUGGAGAGUUUAUGGCUAUUACUGUUCACCUGAAAAAGAUGGGGAACGAUGAACACCUUCGCCAGGCCUUUAAAUUCUUCGAUCAAAACCAAAGUGGGUACAUAGAAAUUGAUGAGCUAAGAUGUGCCUUGGCUGAUGAAGUUGAUGGAAGUAAUGAAGAAGUUAUUAAUGCUAUUAUUAACGAUGUGGACACAGACAAGGAUGGGAAAAUAAGUUACGAGGAGUUUACCACAAUGAUGAAGGCUGGAACAGAUUGGAGGAAAGCAUCAAGACAGUACUCGCGCGAGCGGUUCAACAGUCUGAGCCUGAAACUGAUGAGGGACGGGUCAUUAAAAUUGGCCAGUGAGGGUAGAUAACUCAACAAGAGUUGACUAUAGAGAAGGUGCUUUCCCCCCAUAUGUUAUAGUAUUACAAUUGGUUUCUUUUUAAAAUCUUUACAGUUAACAGGGACCUUUGCCCUAAUUGAAGAAGUGGUUUUUCCAUUUGUUUGCUGUGAGAGUGAUAGGAGAAUUGAGUGGUGAAGGGCUGCUGGGGUUGUAUUGUAAAUAGGGGUUAAAUUGUUAAUACCAUUAUCAAUGCAUCGCCUACCUUUUGUUAGGUGUA
Populus nigra (black poplar) is the source of this 2355-nucleotide messenger RNA. RefSeq names its product calcium-dependent protein kinase 32-like. Gene Ontology annotation, cellular component: cytoplasm; nucleus. Gene Ontology annotation, molecular function: calcium-dependent protein serine/threonine kinase activity; ATP binding; calcium ion binding. Gene Ontology annotation, biological process: peptidyl-serine phosphorylation; protein autophosphorylation; intracellular signal transduction. Bases 522 to 2108 code for a protein of 528 amino acids. NCBI's taxonomy places the organism in Eukaryota, Viridiplantae, Streptophyta, Magnoliopsida, Malpighiales, Salicaceae. The transcript has 8 exons. The record is from RefSeq and is a predicted model, not a curated record.